AUGGACUCCUUUAAGUCCAUUGACACUCCCAUUGCAACUACAACAAAGUUGGACCUUGAUGAAGAAGGAAAAAGUGUGGAACAAAAACUGUAUAGAGGAGUGAUUGGAUCACUAUUGUACCUCACAACAAGCAGGCCUGAUAUUGUAUUCAAGUGGGAUUAUGUGCAACAUUUCAGGAAAAACACUUCAGGAACAGCUCAUUUUCUAGGUUCUUGUCUGGUGUCUUGGGGAACCAGAAAGCAAAACUCAGUGGCCCUAUCUACAACAGAGGUUGAAUAUGUGGCAGCAACAUCAUGCUGUGCUGAGUUGCUAUGGAUAAGAUAA
This is a messenger RNA of Nicotiana tabacum (common tobacco), 324 nucleotides long. The record is from RefSeq and is a predicted model, not a curated record. Lineage: Eukaryota; Viridiplantae; Streptophyta; Magnoliopsida; Solanales; Solanaceae.